This is a messenger RNA of Paracoccidioides lutzii Pb01, 1788 nucleotides long. RefSeq names its product nicotinamide n-methyltransferase. The record is from RefSeq and is a predicted model, not a curated record. The coding region runs from base 1 to 1788 and encodes 595 amino acids. The transcript is spliced from 8 exons. Gene Ontology annotation, biological process: peptidyl-lysine dimethylation. Gene Ontology annotation, molecular function: protein-lysine N-methyltransferase activity.
AUGCCAGCAGAGACUGUACGGUAUGGUAAUGGCCCCGGAAAUACACUUUAUCCGCACACCCCUCGGCGUUUAUCCCUGUGCACAACCCCGCGCCCGCCGACGGAUUGUUUCAAUGUUUUUGCUCCCCCCUCGAUCUUCGUCUGCCUUCACUCACCUCACCUGAUUUUCCUCUCUCUCUCUCUCUGCGUUAAACCAUCCCCUCCCCCGUCUCUCUCUCCCUCUCCCCUCUUGUUUCUCUUCACUCUUUCUCCUCCUCUUCCUCCUCCCCCUUUCCCGCUCCCACUCGUGCUCCCACUCGCACUCCCACUCGCACUCCAAUCUGCCCCUCUAGGAUCGCCUGUGCUUGCCUCCACCGUCUGUGGCCCCGUCCCUCACGGAGUAUGUAGGCAAGAUUCUGUGACGCUACGCUACGAGCCACGAGAACUCUCGCCAAGCAUUGAUCACAGCUCUCCUGGCCAUUUUGGAUCCCAACCUAGUCCUUGUUGCACCAACACCACCAACACCACCAACAACACCAACGCCAACGCCAACGCCAACCAGCUCGAUUCCACCCAUUCGAUUCCACCACCUCUUUCCCUUGCGAUGGAUUCCCAGCAACAACAUUCGACGCCGUACCAAAGCGAUGAAAGCGGCGCUGGAGUGCAACCCUCCGUAGGCUAUCCCCAAGCUUCCGCCUCCUUCUACCACGUCAACCAGACAGGACAUGCACAUGUGACCUCCCCGCAACACCCUGCACCUGGACGGAACGGCUGCAUUCCUGAGAGACUUCAAUCUGGUUGCAGAGGCAGCAAAGAGGGCACAGAUGGCGGUGAUUGCGCGAGACUUGGAGAGUGUUUCUCUCUGAAAAGUCGAAACACGCAGGUGGGCGGCCGGAUCAACUAUAGUCCGAGCACCCGGGCGGUUGGGGCGUCAUUUGAAUUUCUGGACAUGAACUCAAAUACAGAUACCGAUACUGAUGCCGAUGCCGAUGCUGAAUUUGGCGACAUCUUCCAGGAACCGGAGGGCUUCCUCCCACCCCCCAAAGAGGCAACCUUCGUAGAAUACCCCAUGCGCUCCGGUCAAACGAUCAAACUGCGGCUCGUAGGAUCCCAUCCACUCUGGGGCUUCCUCCUCUGGAAUGCAGGAAAAACAAGCGCAGAUUACCUCGAGAGCAAAGCGCGUGACUGGGUCGAAGGGAAAGAUAUCCUAGAAUUAGGCGCUGGCGCCGGCCUGCCCAGCCUUGUCUGCGCGAUCCUUGGUGCCCGCACUGUCGUCGUGACGGAUUACCCUGAUUGCGAACUUGUCGAUAACAUGCGCAUAAAUGCGAAGGCCUGCGAGUCGCUGUUGUCGCUGGGAGAAGGAAAGGCAUCCCCGUUGCAUGUUGAAGGGUUUAAAUGGGGUGCGGAUCCGGAGACGGUUUUGCGACAUCUCCCUGCAGACUCGGAUUCUGGUCCCCGUGCCGCUGGUCGCGGGUUUGAUCUAUUGAUUCUUGCAGAUGUGAUAUACAAUCACCCGCAGCAUAGGGAGUUGAUCGAGAGCGUAAAGCAGAUGUUGAAGAGGGCGCGGGAUGCGGUGGCUUUUGUCGUGUUCACUCCGUAUCAGCCGUGGUUGUUGGAGAAGAUUGUUGCUUUCUUCCCCCGCGCAGAGGAGAAUGGCUUUGUGGUGACGAAGGCGUUUGAGGAACUGACGGAGAAGGCUAUGUUUGAGGAUGAUCCUGGGGAUGAGAAACUCCGGCGCACGGUGUUUGGAUAUGAGUUGAGAUGGAAGGAGGAAGAGCUGGUCAAUCAAUCAACGAUACCGCACACUUAA